CGGACAUUCCUUGCGACACGCUUGCAGCCGUUCAUUUCCUCCGCGCCUCCUUCCCUCCAUCACUCUCCAAGGUCGCAUCCUCCCUACCUCCCUUCGCCCUUCUCUCCCAAAUCUACACCGUGGUACCGCACCGAACCACUGUGGACCGAGAGCUUGAG
Messenger RNA from Closterium sp. Naga37s-1, 158 nucleotides. The record is from the annotation of a GenBank genome assembly. Lineage: Eukaryota; Viridiplantae; Streptophyta; Zygnematophyceae; Desmidiales; Closteriaceae.